Molecule: messenger RNA, 3307 nt
Organism: Salarias fasciatus (jewelled blenny)
Lineage: Eukaryota; Metazoa; Chordata; Actinopteri; Blenniiformes; Blenniidae
Gene: clp1
Product: cleavage factor polyribonucleotide kinase subunit 1
Exons: 6
Coding region: 86-1411 (441 amino acids)
Biological process (GO): mRNA 3'-end processing; tRNA splicing, via endonucleolytic cleavage and ligation
Cellular component (GO): mRNA cleavage factor complex; nucleus
Molecular function (GO): polynucleotide 5'-hydroxyl-kinase activity
Source: RefSeq, a predicted model, not a curated record
CCCGCGACGAGACACGGAAGCAGUUCUUCAUGAGCACAAGUGAGGGCUCACUUUUAACCGACAUUAAGGCUCAAAAGUUGUCUUCAUGGCAACAGAGGUUGUGGAAAAGACGGGCGAGGAUGCUCCUGCUGCUGGGAAGCUGAGUACCAGGUUUGACCUGGAGAAGGAGACCGAGCUCCGGUUUGAGGUGGAAGCAGCUGAAGCAGCAGAGCAAGUUGAACUCGAACUUCUCACAGGAAUGGCUGAGGUGUUUGGCUCCGAAUUGAACCGAAACAAGAAGUAUACUUUCGGACCAGGCUCAAAGAUUGCAGUUUUCACUUGGCAAGGCUGCAGCGUGAAUCUUUAUGGGAAACCAGAGGUUGCUUAUGUGUCAAAGGACACUCCUAUGCUGCUCUAUCUGAACACACAUGCUGCUCUGGAACAGAUGAGAAAACAAGCGGAACGGGACAAUGAGAGGGGGCCUAGGGUGAUGGUGGUGGGGCCAACAGAUGUUGGGAAGUCAACAGUGUGCCGUUUGCUCCUCAGCUAUGCUGUGAGAGUUGGCAGGAGACCAACACUUGUGGAACUUGAUGUUGGACAAAGUGGGGUGUCUGUACCUGGCACUGUGUCAGCACUGUGUAUUGAGCGCCCAGCAGAUGUGGAGGAAGGUUUCUCAGUUCAGGCUCCUUUGGUCUAUCACUUUGGCUCUACCACUCCGGGCACCAAUAUCAAACUUUACAACAAGCUGACGUCGUGUCUGGCUGAGGUGUUUUCCCAGCGCUGUGAAGUAAACAGAAAGGCCAGUGUGGGAGGCUGCAUCAUCAACACCUGCGGCUGGGUCAAAGGCUCUGGUUACCAGGCUCUUGUCCACUGUGCUUCCACCUUUCAGGUGGAUGUGGUGCUCGUGUUGGACCACGAGAGACUGUAUAACGAAUUAAAACGAGACCUUCCUCACUUUGUACGGGUCGUGCUUCUCCCCAAGUCUGGUGGAGUAGUGGAACGCUCAAAGGACUGCCGGCGAGAGGCUCGGGAGGAGAAGAUCCGCGAGUAUUUCUAUGGCUUCCGUGGAGUGUCUUUCUACCCUUUUUCUUUUGAAGUGCGUUUCUCAGAUGUCCGCAUCUACAAGAUCGGGGCACCGUCAAUCCCAGACUCCUGCUUACCCCUGGGAAUGUCUCAAGACGACACACAGCUGAAACUGGUGCCAGUGACACCAGGGAGAGAUCUCACAUACCAUGUUCUGAGUGUGAGCAGUGCUGAGGAUGGAGAGGAAGGUGUGAGAAAAGGAAUAGUGGAGAGCCCAGUUUGUGGCUUCAUUGUGGUAACUUACGUAGACACCCAGGCACAGGUCAUGAAGGUAUUGUCUCCGGCACCAAGACCACUGCAGAGACAUACUCUGCUGAUCAUGGACAUCCGCUUCAUGGAUAUGAAAUGAAGCAACACCUCCGGGAAGUGGAACUUCUGUAAGCAAAGAGUAUUGCUAGACAUUUUUUUCCCCAGUGAAUAUAUUAUCAAAUUGUUGAAAUUGGUAGCGACUAUUCAUUUCACUGGAUUGCAUUGACCAUAGGCUCUAUGCACAACUCAACCACUUCCUGAACUUCAGGAGGCUCCUUCUUUGCUGUCUUUCAUGAUAGGACGAGCUGAUUAAUACAGGUGUGUCUGAAGUUGUUACAGAGGUCAGACACACCUGCAUUAAUCAGCUCGUCCUAUCAUGAAAGACAGGAAACAAGGAGCCUCCAGAAGUUCAGGAAGUGGUGAAGUUGUGCAUAGAGUCCAUUGGUUUCUGUAGAAAGGGUUGUUUUAUAUGUCCUCAAUAACUUUUUUUUUAAACUGUUCCAGGAAUACCUAAUCCAUUUUUUAUUAAUAAAAUUUUUAAUGUGCGAAAAUGUCUGUGUGCUUUAUCUUAUCACUCUUAUGAAACAGACUGCUAAUUUAAAAAAAAAACAGGCAUGUCUUAAUUAUAACCAAAUUUUUCACCGAGGUUCCACUCCUAAAGAAAUCAAACUGGACUGAACUCCUUCAGAGACUUUUGAAUGUGUCUAAAAGUUGUUUGACAUGUUUUUCUUUGUAUUGUGUCCUUCCUGCAGAGUUCAUUUGUUGUAUCUAUUUUGUAACACAAAGUGCACUGACCUGUAGGCCAUAUCCUAACCAGUAUGGCAGGAACUGUUUAUGAGCACUACAACAGGAGCUCAUCAGAUAUUUAUGUUGUAAACAGCCGGCACCUCAUAGUGGAGUGCACUGAGUGUUCUUUACACCCACCUGUGCUUUAACAUUUUCUGUUCAGUUCUGAAUACGUCUCCCAGGCUGACAGCAUUACAUAAUGAUGGGCACAUAUUUUGGCCACGAUACUAACACAAUACUGUGUUAAAUGAGUGAAUGUGUCUCUCUCACAGAUGGUCAUAAAUAUGCUAACAAUUCAGUAAAGUUGGUCAGGUACAGAUUGCAUUUGAAUGCAAUUGUUUAUUGUUUGUUUUUUCUGAACAUCUAGUUUGAAAGAUGAUUUAGUUAUUUGAUAUUCUUAACAUAUUUUCUUGACUCGUGUUUUCUGUACUUGUAGACAAACAUUUUGAUUUAAUCGAUAGGAUCUGGCUGUUUUCUAGAUCAGAAUCAGAUUCUGAUUAUGCUCAAUACAAUAAACAGAAUAAUCCAUAAACGGUGUUGGCAACCAUUGCCUUUUCGAAGCAGUGGAUUGUUUUCUUUUGAAGUCUCUCAAAUGCUUGACAUAGUUUUCCUCAACCAAUAAACCACUCUAAAAACGAGAAAAAUAGCUUUGCGAAUUUCACACAGGACAGAAAUAGUUUUUUUACUCCCAGAUAAACAAACAAACAAAUACAAAUUGUUUGUAUUGUUAAUCCCACAGAAACGAAUGUAAUAAAUAUAUAACAAAAGUGAACAGUCCAAGUUGUUACAAUAGCUAGUAGUAUUGAUAUUUUGAACAUGAAGAAAACCAAAAUUAAGCAUUUGGCCAAUUUCUGUGUGAUGUUAUGUGACAGGUGUACAAAAAAACAAUAACACAAUAAUAACAUACUACAUUUCUUAGAAUUAUUUUACCGUUUGUCAUGCCUCAAAUUGAAGAUGCAUAGGAUGGUGCUCUCACCUCAUUGCCAGAAUGCUAUGAGUUCAAAUACCAGUUGGAUCUAAAUGGCAUCGAUGCAUGUCUUACAUUAACUUGACUUUUUAGUUUAAUUCAGUAAAUCAACAUCUACUUUUAAUUUUCUCUCUUUUUUAUUUUGAUAUUAUUUUUGAUUGACUUUUAUGUCUGCAUUUUCAUUCAGCCCCUCAAAUAAUCCGUUGCUAUUUUGUUUAAUUAAACUCAAUUGAUCAAAUGUUU